Messenger RNA from Epinephelus fuscoguttatus (brown-marbled grouper), 4805 nucleotides. RefSeq names its product SEC16 homolog B, endoplasmic reticulum export factor (gene sec16b). The record is from RefSeq and is a predicted model, not a curated record. The coding region runs from base 524 to 3316 and encodes 930 amino acids. The transcript has 25 exons. NCBI's taxonomy places the organism in Eukaryota, Metazoa, Chordata, Actinopteri, Perciformes, Serranidae. Gene Ontology annotation, biological process: Golgi organization; COPII vesicle coat assembly; autophagy. Gene Ontology annotation, cellular component: endoplasmic reticulum exit site; ER to Golgi transport vesicle membrane.
AGUGACUUUUCCUCGUUCCAGUUUAUAAUGAGUUAGAGCGCCUCUGCUGGGAGUGUAACAAAACCGCUCAGCUCCAAGUUGUCACCGCUGACCUGGAAUCAGUUUCACCGUUCCCCUGCUCCCAGAAACAUCUUAAAACUGACCGGAGACCAGCUCAGCCAACUCCGAGUAACGAGUGAGGCGCUCCGCUGCAUCUUCUCUACCGGCAACGUGGCAACACUCAACACUCAGAGGUUGCACUUUCUCCCCACAUGUAACUAACAAUCCGAGGACGCGGUCAGUGAUGUGGACCCGACCCAGAAAAGACUGACACUAUAUGUUUUUAUGAAUCAUCCUGAAGAUGGACGUGAUUUCCUCUUUUUCCAGCUGUGUGAGACUGCAGCUGUCAAACUCCUCAGGGCGUGCUCCACUGUUUACUCUCAGGCUGGGAUACACGCAGCAAGGAUUAUCCAAACCCUGAAUGAGAUGAUUCUGAUUUGAAAGAAGCAUUUGGUGGCUGAGGCAGGCUGAUCUGUGUGACAUCAUGGAUCACAGGGGUCACCCCCGGCCCGACGCUGGCCGUCACUCCCACAGAAGCAAAGACAGAGAGGACUACUACAGGUAUGCUCAGCAGGACAGGGACCAGAGCUACCCACCAGCGAACCCCAGAGAGAGGGACAGGCACUGGGCUCAGGCCGAUGCCCGCUACAGGGGUCACUUCACCGGGCCCCCUGCCAGACCGGACCAGUAUAUUCACAACCCUCAGCAGUAUCCUUAUGGCUAUGGCCAUCUGGAACACCAAAGACCCCAGUCCAGGCAUGGGUAUGAAUAUCCGCCCCACAGCCACUGGGACUACAGAGACAGCUACGGUUAUUAUGAGCAUGACUACUACAGAGGACAGCAUGCACGACAAGAUGCUGGCCAGUGGGGGCCCCAGGACCCUGUGAGAGCGGGAUAUUACCAUGACAGAACAUACAAGCAGGAACAGUCAGGGAGCUCCUACGCUGAGGAGUACAGGUAUGAUCAAGGCACAGACCACUCCCAGCAUUACCUCAACGACUACGAGGAUAAUCCCUCCAGAGACAAUGAAGAGUUGUCCUCUUAUUACCAGGGGACAUUAGAAAGUUCCAAAAACUCAGGGUUAUCCUCCAGCAGCUAUGAGCUGAGUCAGUACAUUAACGGAGCAGAGCACAACGAGCCUGACCCUCAGUCUCUUCACACAGAGCAUGGAGCUGUGCAUCAGGUGUCAGCUCCUCUGAAGUACUCCAUCCCUCAUGCGGUUGUCAGCUUUGGGCCGGCAGGCCAGCUUAUACGGGUCAGCCCAGGGUUGUCCACACAGGAAAAUGUCAGCCAGGUGGAAAUCCACAGUCUGGAAGUAAUUCUGGGUGAGACAAAGGAACAGCAGGAGAUGAGAAACUUCCCAGGGCCUUUAGCCAGGGAGGAUUUGCACAAAGUAGAUGCUAUAGAGUUUGCCCACCAGAGGGCAGGCGCCUGCCUGAGAGCUGACCAGCUGCCUGAUAAGAGAUCUGCUGUCCUCCUGUGGAACCUACUGAUCCUGCUCUGCAGACAGAAUGGACAAAUAGUUGGCUCAGAUAUCGCUGAGCUGCUGAUGCAGGGUUCCCAUUCAGAUGGAAGCUGGGUGGCAGAUCCUCCCACGCUCAUCGACUUCAGUGACAGCACAACUGCCGAAGCACCGCCUAGCAGAGGAGACGAUGACCUGCUCACAGGAGACUCAAGCAGCUUCAGCUCUGAGGCCUCUGCCAAGGCCCUGCAAAGCUACACUAAACUGCUGCUGGCUGGAAGAAAGAAGGAGGCCUUGGAGUCAGCGAUGAGCAGCAGCCUGUGGGGACAUGCACUUUUCCUAGCUAGCAAAAUGAACAACAGGACUUACACCACUGUGCUGAACAGGUUUACAGGCCAGCUAACAGCCAGUGAUCCCCUCCAGACUCUCUUCCACCUGCUGACUGGCAGAAUCCCGGCUGUAGCCAUGUGCUGUGGAAAUGAAAAAUGGGGAGACUGGAGGCCCCAUCUGGCUGUCAUGCUCUCCAAUGAGACAGGAAGUCCCUCCGUCCAACAGCAGGCCAUAGUCACCAUGGGGGACACUCUCGCCUCUAAAGGCCUGCUACAUGCCGCCCAUGUCUGCUACCUGACGGCCAGCGUUCCCUUCGGGGUGUUCACACAGAAGGCAGAGAGGCUGGUGCUGCUCGGUAGCAGCCACAGACAAUCAUUUGAAUGCUUUGCCACAAACCUUGCCAUCCAGUGCACGGAGUUAUAUGAGUACUGCCAGACGCUUGGGGGCAAAUCCCUUUUGAUGCCAUCCUUUCAGGUUUACAAGUUCCUGUAUGCCACUCGCCUGCUGGACUGUGGGCUCGCAUCUCAGGCAUUUCAUUACUGCGAGGUGGUGGGACAAGUGAUUCUCAGACAGAGGGAGCCUUUCUUUGUGCUGACUGGAGAAGUUAUUAAGCUGUCCGACAGGCUGAGACACUCUGAGGGUCAGUUCAAUGAAGCAGGUGUUAGCGGAGCUGCGCAGGAACCUGACUGGCUCAGGCUGCUCCGUGCGAGGCACCACAGUUUACAGACAGGGACCUACGACUGUACUGAAAUAUACCAUCCAUCUCCUGAGGGAAGAGCUCUGGCCCACGAGGAUGGCAAAGUGAUCUUAGAAUCAGACUUGGAUGACCUAAACCGUGACAUCCAGAGUCCAGAACCUGAACUCCUUUAUUACAGAGGCCCAGAUGAUCAAGAAGGCCUCGAGCAUCAAGUUGAAGGAAUCACUGAAGGAAUGAAUGUGUUGUCGUGGGAUGUUAGCGGAGCUCAGGACUGGCCUCAUGCCAAUUCUGCGAUGCCAGUAACGCUGGUUUAUGCUCCCCCAGUGCCCACAGUAGCUGCGAGCCAAGACUUCAGUUAUCAUAACACAGAUAGUGCUGAAGUCAGAAGUGACUCACCACAUUGUCCUCUGCCAUCAGCCGCAGAGGGGGCUGGGUCAUCCUCUGGAGCUGGCACAAUGGGGGCUCAGAUGCUGGGAGUCGACUUCAGUCAGCACGGGCAAAGCCAGCAGAGCAUCCCGCAAGGUUUAGAGGCCUCCGAGCAGACUGAUGAGCCUCCUAAACAGAGCACCAAGGCCGGAUGGUUCAGUGGUUGGUUCAAAUCAAAACCCAAAGAUGUUCAAAACGAAGGCUCAGAGCAGAGAAGCCCAGCUCCGAUGGGGCCACCACCCACCACAGGCUUCUGUCCUCCUCCCCCGCCUGCCUUUGCUUCUCCUGGCCCGUUUCCUUCGCAGCCCUCCUCUGCUGGGAUCAACCCCUUUUCACGAAAAGCAGGCCAGCAGCUGGGGUAGAAACAGUGUCGAGACCACUAGCCUGUAUCACAGGAUCACUCACAUCACUAGGGGAUAUCACACUACCCACCACUUACAGUGCCUUUAUGUCUAAUGAGAGCUUCACCUGAACUUGGACGAACACCAGUAAUAUCCAUUCCCCUCCCCACUGCCCACAUUUCCUUUUAAAGGAUGUCCUUUCAAACCCCCACAGCCUGCUCAACAUCACGUUGCGCAUUAGAUACAGAAAUACUCUGACAUAGUAACUCAUAUUGCAGCGAGUGAAACAGCUGAUAUGUGCUUUCUAAAAGCUGACAGUGGGGAUGUUACCAGUGGGUGCAGGACGGGACAUAGUUGGGGGAGGGGAUGUCUUAAUUGACCCCAGUAACCAUUUAUGUAUGAAGAAUUUGACCGGGUUCAUCGAUGCCAGCAACACCCUGCGACUGCGAACCACCUGUGUACAUGAGUGUCUGUGCUAUAUGCUGCACUCUAUUUAGAGGUAUAAAUCCAUACAUCAGUUAUCUUUUUAUGAUCAAAUGUCUAUACACUAAACACAGUUAUCCAAUAAUUAAAAAUGCAUAUAUAAAUGGGAUCUAAAUGAAAUGUAAUCCAAUGCUUGAGUCAUUUCGAGCCUCACAGGAGCCAUUUUUAAUCUUCCAAGCAGCCUGGCACUGCAGGCUGGGAAAUUAUGGCACAAUAUCUGGUUAUGUUUACCUGUAGCGUGUUAUUUUAUUUAUAUAUAGGACAUAUAUUUUUAAUAAAAAGUGUGCUGCCAGGAUGGGUGAUACCACAUGGUGUGAGGGGGAGGGGAGAUUGGGAAAGACCUCGACCAGGCCAGCACCCAACAUACUCUGCACCCCCUACACUUAUAGGAACAAAGUGUUUAUGUGCUGAUAUUUGCAAUGCCUCUAUCUGAGAAAGGGCGAAAAUGUAUAGCCCUGUUAUAUAAAUACUAUAUAAGCAAUGUGUAGGCUCCUUUAAUGUAUAUAAAUCACACAGUAAUAUAUGUUUAUGGAUUACAUUUUAUAACAAUGUUUGUAUAACUGUCUCACCUUGGAAACAUGUUUUAAUGUAACUGAGAUUUUUUAUACCUCCGUCAUAUAGCUUUGUGCUCUACUGUUUAUGUUCAUGAUUUUUUUGUACCUCUUCCAACACAUGAAGUGUAUUGAUUAACAGUCUAUCCGUGCAAUUUGUGCCCGACACAUAUUGAAUAAAAACAUCUUGCCAAGAAAUAUCUGGGAUUCCAAACAGGGCCUCUCACUUAAUUUAGAGCAAGUGACAACAUGGCAGGUGCCGUCUCCUUUUACGAUUAGUCUGCAGUAGCCAAGUUUGAGGGGGGCACAGUGCCAAUAAUGUGUCGGAGCAUAAACACAUUCAGAAUGGAUAGCUACAUGACAGAAAGCUUCAAAUGGCAUCCAGACAAUCUCUCCGGAAAGUCAAAUUCUGACCUGUUACUCUUUUGGCAGAUAUGGAAUUUCUUGUGAUGUCAUUAAAACAAUUUUAUUUCAAA